This is a messenger RNA of Aricia agestis (brown argus), 513 nucleotides long. RefSeq lists its product as uncharacterized. The transcript has 3 exons. The record is from RefSeq and is a predicted model, not a curated record. The coding region runs from base 74 to 370 and encodes 98 amino acids. Gene Ontology annotation, biological process: negative regulation of biosynthetic process. Lineage: Eukaryota; Metazoa; Arthropoda; Insecta; Lepidoptera; Lycaenidae.
UCGGCUACCGUACUAUAUAAAGUUUGUAAAAUAGAACUUGUUUUAUCAAAGUGGUAGUUGAGUUGCAUCUAAAAUGACGUACAUAGUGGUGACUGAAUCAGAAUCGACGGAGGAAAUAACUUGCAAAAUAAAGGGCUCAACAUCCGGAACUAUAAAAUAUUUAGAAAACCACUUUUCGAGUUUGAACCUACCGUAUCAUAGUCACAAAGAAUAUUUUGAGGUGGACGUAGAAGGCGUACUUAUUCUAAAUGCCCUUAAUAGUCAAGGAUACAAAGUCAUUACUCAGUCUAUGGCUAUCGAAUAUACAACUGUUGGUGGACGAAGCUUUAAAGUCCAAAAACUUGUGUGGACACUUGGAAAAUUUGUAUAACAUAAUAAUCAAUUAAAAUAACAUUUAACUUGCUUCAAUGUUCGAUGUAACUUCACUCUGGCAAUCGCUGAGGAUUCUAUCUGUAAACAACUCUGGAACCUGAAAAUAAUAAAUAGCCCGUGAAAUAAAAUAUUUAUCUCUGA